UCAAUUCAACUGAAUAACUGUUGUCCUUAAAUUAUUCAAAAUGGUUGCUUUAAACAAGGGUGAAAUACCAAGAGAAGAAAUUAUUGUCAAAGGUCAAAAUGUAUCCUUCUUAACACAGGAUUGUAGCUUGGGCUCAUUUAUUUUAGACAAAUUAAACAAAUUUGAAGACAAAACAGCACAAAUAUAUUCUCUAACUGGGGAAUCAUACACUUUCCGUGAAAUAAAAGACCGCAGCAUUCGAGUAGCAAAACAAUUACGGGCCCAUGAAGUUCGCCUUGGAGACGUUAUAUCAAUUUGUUCUUCUAAUAAUCCAACUUCUGCUUUGGCAUUACUAGCUGGUACAUACGUUGGUGCAGCAGUCAGCCCAUUGGAUCCUAGUCUAAAUAAAUCUGAUGUCAAACAUUUAAUGAAUAUUACUGAUCCAAAAAUUAUCUUCACUGAAGAAGGUUGUCUUCAAAUGAUUGAAGAAGUUAUCCAAGAAUUGCAUUUAACAACCGAAAUAGUAGUCUUUGGUGACUCCGAUAAACAUACAACAUUCUCACAAUUUUUAAAUUCUUCAAUCGAUGAUGCAAAUGAUUUCGAACCAGUCAAUUUCACUGACCCAUAUGAUCAUAUUGCUUAUUUAAUGUCUUCAAGUGGUACUACAGGAUUACCAAAGUGUGUGUCUAUAUCCCACGGAGCUAUGAUUUUUCAAUUGCAACUAGUUAUGCUUGCUGGUUAUCCAUCAACUAUGGUAAUGUUAAAUAUGUCUUCCUUAUUUUGGAUAACGGGUGUAUUCAUAACUUUACUUACAAUCACUAUUGGUACAAUUCGUAUUUUAACACCACCAUUUGAGCCGUUACAUAUUUUUCAAACAAUUGAAAAAUAUAAGGUCAGUUGGAUGGUACUUGGUGUAACAUAUUUUGCUCGAAUGGUGACACAUCCAAAAGUGGGCGAUUACGACUUAAGGAGUCUUGAUAUGGUUGGCAUAAGUGGUGCCAAAGCAAGCGAAAAACAUUUAGCGGAUGGAAAGAUAGUAUUUCCUAAUUGUAGGUUAACUUCAAGUUAUGGUAUGACCGAAACAAGUGGAAAUGUGUUUAAAUUGAAUUAUGGAGUACCAAGUGCUUUAGGAAUGUUAGUACCUGGUAUGGAAUGUAAGAUUGUUGAUACGGAAAGUCGUGUAUCUUUGGGUCCAAACCAAAAGGGUGAAAUAUGUUUCAGAGGAAAAGCGUUAUUUUCUGGAUAUUAUAAAAAUCCUAUAGCAACAUUUGACGCAGUAGACAACGAUGGUUGGUUGCACACAGGAGAUCUUGGUUACUAUGAUGAUAACGAAUGUUUCUAUGUUGAAGGUCGAAUUAAAGAGCAAUUUAAAUGUAAAGGAUGGCAGAUUUCGCCCAUAGAAUUGGAAUCAGUAUUACUAAAACAUCCAGCAAUCAAAGAAGCUGCUAUAAUAGGUGUGCCACAUAAAGUUGACGUUGCAAGAGCCAGAGCAUUUAUUGUAAAACGACAAAACUCAAAUGCAACAGAAGAAGAUAUACUUUCUUAUAUGAAAGAACAUGUAAAUCCAAAUAAACAAAUCACCGGUGGUAUUAUAUUUGUUGAGUCUUUACCAACUACACCGACUGGGAAAAUUCAGAGAAGAGGUCUAGUGGAGCUAGCAAAACAGUAUGCUACUGGUGAUGAGGAAUAAAGACUUAAC
This is a messenger RNA of Chrysoperla carnea, 1678 nucleotides long. Its product is annotated as luciferin 4-monooxygenase-like. Bases 41 to 1669 code for a protein of 542 amino acids. The transcript has 6 exons. The record is from RefSeq and is a predicted model, not a curated record. NCBI's taxonomy places the organism in Eukaryota, Metazoa, Arthropoda, Insecta, Neuroptera, Chrysopidae. Gene Ontology annotation, molecular function: long-chain fatty acid-CoA ligase activity. Gene Ontology annotation, biological process: long-chain fatty acid metabolic process; fatty-acyl-CoA biosynthetic process.